AUGGAAACAAAAAUUCCCGUACAAAUCCCAUACGGCCAUCCUACGAAAGUUAAGAUCCACUUCUGUUGGGUUUGCAAGAAAGUGUUCAAGACCAACAUAAUGGUCGCUGCUCACAUGAAAAACCAUUUGGCCGAGGAACCAUAUCAAUGUCGCCUCUGCUUCAAAGAGUUUAUCUUCCCAACAAAACUGAAAAUUCAUGAAGGAAAUCACUUGAUCAACAAGUGCGAUGAUUGCCCUAUGCAAUUCGAUAAUGUACUCGGCCUGCUCUUACAUCGGAUGACUAGGCACACACCCGAAAGGCCUUACGAGUGCGAUAUGUGCGAAUUAGCGUUCAAGAGGAAAGCCAGUUUAGCUAAUCACCAGAGAAUCAUUCAUACUGACACCGACACUGAAGAUAGCGAAGAUGCAUAA
Messenger RNA from Adelges cooleyi (spruce gall adelgid), 411 nucleotides. RefSeq names its product zinc finger protein ZFP2-like. NCBI's taxonomy places the organism in Eukaryota, Metazoa, Arthropoda, Insecta, Hemiptera, Adelgidae. The coding region runs from base 1 to 411 and encodes 136 amino acids. Gene Ontology annotation, cellular component: nucleus. Gene Ontology annotation, biological process: regulation of transcription by RNA polymerase II. Gene Ontology annotation, molecular function: DNA-binding transcription factor activity, RNA polymerase II-specific; RNA polymerase II transcription regulatory region sequence-specific DNA binding. The transcript has a single exon. The record is from RefSeq and is a predicted model, not a curated record.